Messenger RNA from Necator americanus (New World hookworm), 1803 nucleotides. RefSeq lists its product as uncharacterized. The coding region runs from base 1 to 1803 and encodes 600 amino acids. Gene Ontology annotation, molecular function: iron ion transmembrane transporter activity. The transcript is spliced from 17 exons. Gene Ontology annotation, cellular component: membrane. The record is from RefSeq and is a predicted model, not a curated record. Gene Ontology annotation, biological process: iron ion transmembrane transport. Lineage: Eukaryota; Metazoa; Nematoda; Chromadorea; Rhabditida; Ancylostomatidae.
AUGAGGGAACACCCCCGAUCUCCAGAAUGUACAAGCUUCGGUCAGGACCUGAAGUCCGCACCACCUCAGAUGCGUGGCAUGCUGCCUUUAAGAGGAUCCGGAGGAUACGAAGGGAAUGAUGUACUACGACCUGCUCCCGCAAGGACACACGGUCACCCCUAUCACCACUCCAGUAACUCGCGGAAGCUUUCCAAGAAAAACGGCCGUAACGAGCUUCGAGACUCUUCCGUUUAUUACAACGGAGCUCCGCCAUUAAUUUUCAUUCGAAUGAAAAGCGCUCCUCACGGCGAUAACAGCCAAUCAGUUCGUACACGAAUGCGCCGUUUGGCGGUGAAGUCGAAAUCGAAUCUACUUCUUCACGCCGCAUAUUUGUCAACAUGUUUGGAAGAUCGUGCAUGGUCAUUUUGCAUUUCGUUGUGUAUGCAAGGACUCGGCGGGAUGAGAAUGGUGUCGAUUGAACAAUUCGCGGAAAGCAUCGGUCAGAUGAUUCUUAGCGGUCAUUUGGGACGUACGUUCGAUCGAGUUAGCAGGAAAAAUGCGAUCAUGUCCGUUGUCCCCGUGAACAACAUCAGUAUUGUUCUAGCUGCUUCUAUGUUUAUCGUCUGUUUGUCACUACAACCUCAAUCCGCUUGGUUUGAUGUAUUCCUUGGAUUUGGCAUACUUAUGUGUGCUAUUAAUCGAUUAUUUCUCAAUGCAGAGAAAUUCCUCGUUUCCAGAGAUUGGGUGGUUGUGCUCAGCAGCGGAAAGACACUUUCAAGUUUAAAUGCCACACUUACUGCGUUGGAUCAAUUUGCGAAUGUUAUAUCGCCAAUCAUAACUGGGCUGCUUGUGACUACAUGUGGCUUACGAGUGACAUGUGCGAUAUUUGGUGGAUUCAGUAUCGUUUCAAUGACAUCGAAGGCUUUCUUCUUACGUGCACUGUAUCUCCGAGAACCACAGCUAGCCGUCAAAGACACCGCGGCUCUGGAGGAAAACACAGAGAAAAAAGCAACGACCGCUAUGGGAAAGAUUGCGCGAGCAUUUGAAAGUAUUCCCGAAGUGUUACUGACUUAUACUCGUCAAUCUGUGGUAGCAGCUGCUUUCGGAAUGGCACUUCUGUUUAUGACAGUGAUGGGAUUCGACGGUCUGGCUGUUGGAUAUGGGCAAUCUUCUGGGCUUUCGGAUGUUGUUCUAGGCGCGUUCAGAUCGUACGGAUCAGCUAUGGGCAUCCUGGGAGCCUUAUCGUAUGCAUUUUUCGAACGCAGACUUGGUGUACGGAAAACCGGAUUGCUGGGGCUGACGUGUCAACAACUAUGUCUGAUUGCUGCAGUUAUUUCGAUAUGGUUGCCCGGCUCACCAUUUGAUCCUAAAGGUUUCUUUAACGGUGCCACUAUAAAGGAUUGGUGGUCACGUGGAGCACCUUCGUCCUCGUUACCAAACGUGCAUACAACAGAGUAUGGGAAAAGAGAGCAAAGCCUGGACAGUAUCCUCACUUUCCUGAUCGGAAUCGCUACCGCAAGAUACGGAUUAUGGAUGGCGGAUCUUUCUAUCAUUCACAUCAUGCAAGAAGGAGUUCCCGAAUCUGAUAGAAAUACAGUAUUCGGAGUGCAUAACGCGCUGUGCCAAACAUUUUCUCUCCUUAAAGACAUCCUAGUGAUUAUAUUGCCAGAUCCAGCAACAUUUGGAAUAUGUAUUCUCAUUUCCUAUGGAUUUGUUACGACAGGAUAUUUUUCCUUCGUCUACUAUCUCAUAAGACAUCCCGCGAUUAAGAAGCAAAGCGAGACGACGGAAGAAAAUGAAGAAGAGCAAAAAACGCGAUUAUGA